Messenger RNA from Mastomys coucha (southern multimammate mouse), 3133 nucleotides. RefSeq names its product RAD23 homolog B, nucleotide excision repair protein (gene Rad23b). Gene Ontology annotation, molecular function: ubiquitin binding; polyubiquitin modification-dependent protein binding; proteasome binding. The transcript is spliced from 10 exons. Lineage: Eukaryota; Metazoa; Chordata; Mammalia; Rodentia; Muridae. The record is from RefSeq and is a predicted model, not a curated record. The coding region runs from base 341 to 1585 and encodes 414 amino acids. Gene Ontology annotation, cellular component: cytosol; nucleoplasm. Gene Ontology annotation, biological process: proteasome-mediated ubiquitin-dependent protein catabolic process; nucleotide-excision repair.
AUCCUCCGGUUUUUUUUUUUCUGGUGGGGGAGGGGCCACGUCUCGGCGAGUCACGGUGAUGGCGGCCACCAUCCUGUGGUGAGGUAGCGGGUUCUCUGCGUCUCUCGGGGAGUCCCUCGCGCCUCCUGCGGGGCCCAGUGGCUGGCGCGUGAGGAAGCACCGCGGGUCGAGCUUGCGGGGAAAGCCGCGGGAAGCGAGCGGCGGCGCGGCAGGGGGACCGCGGGGCCCGGGGUGAGUGCGACUCCGGGCGAAUGUGACAAGCCCCCACCCCCACCGCCUUCCUCCCGAGAGCGCGAGGAUCGCGGCCACCCCGGGGCGGCCAGGCCCCGGCUUAGGCACCAUGCAGGUCACCCUGAAGACCCUUCAGCAGCAGACCUUCAAGAUCGACAUCGACCCGGAGGAGACGGUAAAGGCAUUGAAAGAGAAGAUUGAAUCUGAAAAGGGGAAAGAUGCCUUCCCGGUAGCAGGUCAAAAGUUAAUUUAUGCAGGCAAAAUCCUCAGUGAUGAUACUGCUCUCAAGGAAUAUAAAAUUGAUGAGAAAAACUUUGUGGUGGUUAUGGUGACAAAACCCAAAGCAGUGACAACAGCAGUGCCAGCUACAACCCAGCAAUCAAGUACUCCCAGCACCACCACAGUCAGCUCCUCCCCAGCAGCACCUGCGGCCCAGGCUCCAACUCCCACCCCUGCUCUGGCUCCCACUUCCACACCUGCCUCCACUACUCCAGCCUCAAGUACAGCAUCUUCUGAAUCCUCACCUGCUGGUGCAACUCAGCCUGAGAAACCAGCAGAAAAGCCAGCACAGACACCAGUGCUUACUAGCCCAGCUCCAGCUGACAGUACACCUGGAGAUUCUUCCCGGUCAAAUCUUUUUGAAGAUGCAACAAGUGCCCUUGUGACGGGUCAGUCUUACGAGAAUAUGGUAACUGAGAUUAUGUCAAUGGGCUAUGAACGAGAACAAGUAAUUGCAGCCCUGAGAGCCAGUUUCAACAACCCUGACAGAGCUGUGGAAUAUCUUCUAAUGGGAAUCCCUGGAGAUAGAGAGAGUCAGGCUGUGGUUGACCCUCCUCCCCAGGCUGUGAGCACUGGAACUCCUCAGUCUCCAGCAGUAGCUGCAGCUGCAGCAACCACGACAGCAACGACAACAACCACUUCUGGAGGCCACCCCCUUGAAUUUUUACGGAAUCAGCCUCAGUUUCAACAGAUGAGACAAAUUAUCCAGCAGAAUCCUUCCUUGCUUCCAGCUUUGCUACAGCAGAUAGGUCGGGAGAACCCUCAGUUGCUACAGCAAAUUAGCCAACACCAGGAGCAUUUUAUUCAGAUGCUAAAUGAACCAGUUCAAGAAGCAGGUGGUCAAGGAGGAGGAGGAGGUGGCGGAGGCGGUGGUGGAGGUGGUGGAGGAAUUGCAGAGGCUGGAAGUGGGCACAUGAACUACAUUCAAGUAACACCUCAGGAGAAAGAAGCUAUAGAACGGUUAAAGGCAUUAGGAUUUCCUGAAGGACUUGUGAUUCAAGCAUAUUUUGCUUGUGAGAAGAAUGAGAAUCUGGCUGCCAACUUUCUUCUACAGCAGAACUUUGAUGAAGACUGAAGGGACUCUUUUGUACCUCACACUCACACCAGUGCAUUACACUAACCUUGUUCACUGGAUUGUCUGGGGUGACUUGGGCUCAUAUCCACAAUAUUUGGUAUACGGUAGUAGGUUGGUGGGGGUGGGGGUGGGGAGCUAGGAUAUAGGGCAGGGAUACAUACAGUGCAUGUCUGCUUCAAUAGCAGAUGCUGCAGAUUCACACAGUGUAAAAUACUAUACAACCAAACAUCCGCCUUUACAGGUCUUUAUUCUUCUAAGCAGUAGGUAACUUUUCCUGGGUUUCAUUCUUUCUAGUGUACUAGAUUCAGAAAUUUAGUGUGAUGCCCUGCUUUCUCUUUCCUUUGACUUAACAUUGGUUUCUGAAAGAAUCUUUGCUACCUAGAACCUACAGUCUGUUUUAUGGCAACACUGGAUAAUGGCUUUUUGAAAUUGAGAGGGAAAAAAUUGGAGCAUCUGUAAACAGAAAUGCCAAAUUAUUGAUAGUCAUUGUUGCUGCUUCAUAUAAGUAUGAAAUUGAUACGGAAGGAAGCCCAUUCUUCAUGUUCAGUGCUUGGGGUGGGGAAGUAGAAAGGGGACUUUUUCUUAAAAUGAAAAUAAUUACUGCUAUUUUAAAAUUUCUUGAUUAUUGAAUGUGAGACCCUCUAACAUGAUUUGAGAAGCUGUACACGUAUAGGCAGAGUUAUUUUCCUGUUUACAUUUUUUGUUUGUUUGGGGGAAAUUGGUAGGUGUCUAAUUACUGUUUACUUCAUUGUUGUAUUGCAGUAAAAGAUUUAAAACAACCAUUGCAUGUUUGCUUUUGAUGUAUCCCUUUGUGAAAUUAGUACUUCUGGGGCCAAUGAAGAAACUUUGCAACAUUCACUCCCCUUCCCCCUCCCCUUAGUAGAAACAUGUUUGAUCAGCAAGUCGUGAGUCAAACUGCUGCCUUUUAAAAAAAACCACAAAAAGCUGAUUCAGUUCAAAAUUAAUGCAAAUCUUUCGAAACUGGGUUUCUGAUACUUGUGGAUGUUUUUCUUUAUUAGAUAAGAAUGUAUUACCAUUAAAUCCAUUAGUAUUACAUUGCUUUCAAAGAGAAGGUGGGUGGAACUAUAAUCCAGCAUCUUUUACUGCAUUUAAAGAUGGGAGUAAACUUUUGUAUGGUUGGGAGAUGUGGCUGGAAAGUACUUUGGAAAAUAUACAAUCAAGAUAUUUCGUCUCAUAUUAAAAGAAAAAUCUCAAUCACAGUGUUGGCUUUUAUUUGGAUUUUGCUCAUCUCGGUUUUUCUUUGGAAACUCGCUCAUUGGUGUUGCUAUUUGAUUGUAAAGAGGGGCCUGGUAUCAGCUUGUUGAAUUUGUCAAGUCUUUUCCUGAACAUAAAUGAGAAAGAGAAUAUUGAAGGAAGUAAUGUUUCCCACCGUCUGAUACUGUGUAAGAAGAUGGCUCUGCAGAUCCCCUGCGCAGUCUCUUGCAGUGUGCUCAUGGCCACUUGGUGAUAACUCUGAAGCUUUCUCGUCAUGUGCUUAUAACCUGUUCCAUGAAAAUAAAUGAAACUAUGAUUUUCCUUCAUACUGUA